CAAAAAUAAACGGUCUUCAAAAUUUUAAUGGCGUGUCGCGAAGUCCUAGAAAUUAGAGAAAAACAAGAGUUUUAGAAACGAUGUCAAUUUUCAAUGAAUUGUUAUGUAAAAUCAGUGAUCUUUCCAAUAAAUAUACUAAAAAGUUUAACGAAGAUCUUGAGGAAGCGAUACAAUGCUUGGAUAAGUUUGAGGAAGAAAUUUUAAACAAUAAAAGGACGCGAGAGAAACUACAGAAAAAAAAUGCUACGACGACUCUGCAGAGCAUACACGAGGAUGAUGAUGACACAACACAAGCUCUUAAAGAGAACAAAAAUGAGAGUAAUGCAAAAGAAAAGUCACAAAGAGGUUCUAAGAAACGGAGCAAAGGCGAAGUGGAUGAUAUGUUCAGCCCCGAACAAGACAAGAGGCAGAAGCGGAGCGCAUCAGUUAAAGCACAAAGUGUGAUAAGCAAACAGGUCAAUGUAAAUCUAAACCAGAAACUUAGACGGGAGGAUGAGAAUGCAAAGACAAAAGGAAACAAAGCUAAAGACGACAACAAGGAGAACACAGAACCUUCACUUAUACAGAUCAAACAAGAGAAAAUCUCGCUCCCCCCUGAGCCAGAGCCGAUGGAUAUGGAGUCACUGAAUGUUGAUAUCAAGCAGGAGGUGAAUAGAGAUGAAAUUACCAUGCCACCACCCAUGGCACCAGUACCAAAGCCACGCAAAGGUGCUCCUAAAGAGAAACCUGCUGAAAAUACCGAAGAAGAGACUGGUAGAAGCAGACGAACCACAAGAACUAGAAAACAGACUGACACUGUUGAGCAGCCCAUACGUCAAUCGAGUAGAUCUACUAGAGCGAGCUCCCGUGCCAGUUCUCGUACAGAAAAAGCCACAGACUCUGAAGAGCCCGCACCGGCCGAAACAAGACCCAAGCGGACUAGAACUAAGAGGGCAGUGGCGGAUUCUUCAACCGCAAAUAACGAUAAAGAAACACAACCAGAGAGUGUCACAGCUUCUCCAGCAGAGAAACCCAGACCAAAACGGACAAGAAAAGGUCAAAAAGCGGCAGAAAAGCCAGUCGAAAAGCCUGUAGAACCAGAGCCUGAACUGGAACCGAUAAUAUCACCAAAGAUGGAGAAAUUAUCUGAACCACCUGUUUCCAUGUCACCACUUUUACCCGCCAAGAAAACCAACAAAAUCAAGGAAAAUGGCAAAGUUAACGCUAGCAAUACAAAUGUUGAAACAGUGUCGGAAACCUUAGAUGCCACAAAAAUUAUAAGUCAGAAUAUGAAUACUACAGUGACCAUCUCAAAUAACUUGGACGCAACAAUGGUUCUACCAAACGGAGUGUAUAAUCACGUUCCUGUUACGCCGAAAGCUGUCCAAAUGAAUGAGACCAUGGUACUGGAGACCAACAACGAGACCAUCGUAAUUGAGAAACAACCAGAAAAGGCCAUCAUGGACGCUACUGUUGUUAUAGAGAAAGACACCAAAGCACCUAACGUGACCGAUGACAACUCUCUGCUGACGGACGACAAUGACUCGGUGCAUGCAGGCACACCUCCUAAGCAACCGCCUAAACCUCAGCCUAUAUCUGCUGUGAAAGAGAAAGUGCAGCAGUUUGAAGAGAUGGCGACGCGGCAGACGAGAACCAAAACACGAGCCAUGGCUAAGAAGGAGGAGCAAACAGAGAACCAAACACCCCCAGACAAGGUAUCGAAGGCCAUCUUGACAGCAGAACAACUGAGUCUCAUGAACAACAUGAUUUUCAACAGCAAACAACCACAGAUAUCAAGUUCAACGUCAAAGUUGAACGCUUAUACUAAGCCGGUAAAGAACAACGUCACUGCCUCAGCGUCCAAGGUGAGCUACAACAGAACGAAGGACUCGGUUGAGGAGCAGAGAAGAGAGAAAGAAGACGCCAGAAGGAAGAAGGAGGCUCUUCUAGAAGCUAAACGGGAGAUGCAGAAAAAGAAACGCGAGGAGAAAAUGGCGGCGGCGGCCGCGGCGCGGCUGGCGGCGGAGCGCGAGCGGCGUGCGGCGCAGGAGGCGGCGGCGCGCGGCAAACUCGAGAAGAUGGCGCACGUCGACGCCGGCAAACUGGAGAGGCUUAAGGAGGUUGAGAAGAAAAAGUUGGAGCUGGCUCGCAAAGUCGCGGAGACGGAGGAGCGGCGGCGCGCGGACGAGGCGGCGCGCGCGCAGCGGGCGGCCGAGCUGCGACGCGCUGAGGAGACGAGGCAGAAACAGCUGCAUGAGGCUGAGGCACUUAAAAAGGAGGCUGCCCUUAUGGAUAAGGAAAUUGAGAGGCGACAGCGUGAGUUUAUGGAAAAGCAGAAGUUGAAACAAAAAAUGGAGAACAAAUGUAAAAUGCUAACGCCGCUGAAGACGCCGGGCACGCCAAACGGCAUGCUGCCGCCCGUGGAGCCCGUCUACAUGGCGGACGGCUUCGAGUACCUCAACUCUGAUGAGGAGCAGGAACCAGCCGAGCGGCCCAUACCAGCCUGGUCUACGCCCAAGGUGUGGCGAGCGCGUCUGGCAGUGCAGUCCCGGGUGGCGACGGAGGUGGUGGACAGACUGUUCAGCGUGCGCGCGCACACGCCCGACCUGCGCGAAAUAUUCCCCGGCAUAGAGCGUGCGCGCCUCAAGCGUACCUCGUCCGCCGUGUGGCGCACCCCGCCGCAGCGGCUGCCCGCGCUCGCUGAGUGACGGUCCAAAGAAGCUAGGCGCUGGCGGCCCUGUGUAAAUAUUGCUGUGUUGCCGAUGGUUUUACAAGGUGUAUAGAAAACAUUUGCAACAUAACGUUAUUGUUGUAUGAAUUACGCAUUUGCGGAAUUUGGAAUGACUCGGAUUAAUAUACUGAAGGCUCUGUUAGUUAGUAAAUUAUUAGGAGUACACACCAUUUUCUCCUUGUAUGCCGAUUAUACAUACAUAUACUUUGUAUAAUGCUAUAUUAUACGCAAUUGAAAUAUCCUAUGAACCAAGGAUUAUUUUCUCUUAAAAGUUUAGGAACAAAAAAUACAGUCUUGUCAAUGUUUUACUUUUUAACGACAGAAAAAAGGCAGAUACUAGCGAAAGUGUUUUAGUGAAAGUAUUAUUUGUUGUCUUGUUAUUCUAAUGGGCUGUUUACACUCAGACACUGUUGCUGCUUCUCCCGCUGCCGAAAAUAUUUCCCUGAAUACUUCUGCUGCUCAAGUGAGCGUGACAAGUGUCGCGUCUCGCAGCGGCAGCGGCAUGACGAGUGGCAGCGCGAGUGACAUAUUUACUGCUCUGCUCACUUCCUGUUCAAUUCCCUGCCCAACAUAGCUGAGUGUAAAUGUCGCAAUAGACUUGGCUACAUCACACGUGUUGACAGAGAAAAGGAUGUAUUGAAUUUUUGAUUCUGUGUCUUCCUCAACUCACUACACAAGUCCCAUGUUUUGGUUAGAUAAUGUAACUUCGUAUAAUUGUAGUUCUAAUGUAGGAGAUCAAAAUAAAGGAGCAAGCAAAUCUAUUCUGAUAUUUUUAAGAAAAAUUUUCAAUUACUAAAUGUGUGCCUUUGAAAAAAUAUUUUACUGUUUGUAUUAGUGUUGUUUAGGUUUAGCUACGAAAUUAGUAAUAUAUUAUUAUAUCUAUAUGUCACAGUUAAAUUAAGGAACUCAAAAUUAUCUUCUCAAAAUCGUGUUAUUGUUGAAAUAGGUGGAAAUAUUAAUAAAGUAACUACGCCCUAAUUUAAAGUUAUAAUAUUUGCCUGCUUUUAUGUAUAAUAGUAAUCUGUUUCGUAUCACAGAUCUGCGCCAACUGUUGUCGACCAAAUGGGACUAUUUUAAACGCAAUAAAUUAUUUAAUGUUUAACCUUAAACCUGAUAGUUCUACUGUUGAAAAUAAUGUCUAGAUCAUAAUAUUAUGAGCUAGUGCUUUUAAAUUAAGACUGCUAUCAGAUAUGUAUGGAGUUUGUAUUGUAGGUAGUAUAAAUAUUU
Messenger RNA from Aricia agestis (brown argus), 3937 nucleotides. RefSeq names its product titin homolog (gene Incenp). The transcript has 22 exons. Lineage: Eukaryota; Metazoa; Arthropoda; Insecta; Lepidoptera; Lycaenidae. Bases 81 to 2687 code for a protein of 868 amino acids. The record is from RefSeq and is a predicted model, not a curated record.